CCGCCCCGUCCUUGGUGCACCGCGGCCGCCAAGCCGAGCGGCGCCGCGCGGGGCUGAGUCGAGCCGAGCAGCCACCCGCGACGCGUCGCCGGUUUAAGCGCAGUGCGGGGCCGCGGCCGGGGGCGGCGGUAGUGAGACAAGCGCUGCGCUCCAGCCCCCUUUUCCCUCCAUGGUUUCUCUCCGCUCCCGUGAGUAACUUGGCUCCGGGGGCUCCGCUCGCCUGCCCGCACGCCGCCCACCGCCUGGGACCGCGCCGCCGGCCUCUGCUGCUAGCAGACCCCUUCUGACGGCCCUCGCUGCGCAGGCUGGGACGCCUCUCCCCCCUCCGCCCCCGCCGCGGAAAGUUAAGUUUGGAGAGGGGGGAAGAGAGAAACAUGGACAUGAAGAGGAGGAUCCACCUGGAGCUGAGGAACCGGACCCCGGCAGCUGUUCGAGAACUUGUCCUGGACAAUUGCAAAUCAAAUGAUGGGAAAAUUGAGGGCCUAACAGCUGAAUUUGUGAACUUAGAGUUCCUCAGUUUAAUAAAUGUAGGCUUGAUUUCAGUUUCAAAUCUCCCCAAACUACCUAAAUUGAAAAAGCUUGAGCUCAGUGACAAUAGAAUCUUUGGAGGUCUGGAUAUGUUAGCAGAAAAACUUCCAAAUCUUACACAUCUAAACUUAAGUGGAAAUAAACUGAAAGAUAUCAGCACCCUGGAACCUUUGAAAAAGUUGGAAUGUCUGAAAAGCCUGGAUCUGUUUAACUGUGAGGUUACUAACCUGAAUGACUACCGAGAGAGCGUCUUCAAGCUCCUUCCCCAGCUGACCUACCUGGAUGGCUAUGACCGAGAGGAUCGUGAAGCCCCUGACUCAGAUGCCGAGGUGGAUGGUGUGGAUGAAGAAGAGGACGAUGAAGAAGGAGAAGAUGAGGACAAGGAGGAGGAUGAGGAUGGUGAGGAAGAAGAGUUUGAUGAUGAAGAGGAUGAAGAUGAAGACGAAGAUGUAGAAGGGGAGGAGGAUGAAGAUGAAGUCAGUGGGGAGGAAGAAGAAUUUGGACAUGAUGGAGAAGUUGAUGACGAUGAAGACGAUGAGGAUGAAGAUGAGGAUGAGGAUGAAGAAGAGGAAGAAAGCGGGAAAGGUGAAAAGAGGAAGAGAGAAACAGAUGAUGAAGGAGAAGAUGAUUAAGACCCCAAAUAACCUGCAAAAAAAGAACUGUUCAGUAUUGGUUGGACUGCUCACAUGGAUUUGGUAGCUGUUUAAAAAAAAAAAAAAAGUAGCUGUGAUACAAACCCCAGGACACCCACCCACCCAAAGAGCCAAAGAAUAGUUCCUGUGACAUUCCGCCUUCCUCCAUUUAGUCCCUCUUGGAAAUCCACCACCAAGCUUGGGGACUUCACCCCAACAAAAUUGUAAGCAUUGUUAGGUUUUCGUGUAAGACUCUUGCUGUAGCGUGGAUAGCUGUGAUUGGUGAGUCAACGGUCCGUGGCUGCCAGUUACACUGAGAUUGUAACAGCAUUUUUACUUUCUGUACAACAAAGAAGCUUUGUAAAUAAAAUCUUAACAUUUUG
Balaenoptera acutorostrata (minke whale) is the source of this 1543-nucleotide messenger RNA. It is a transcript of the gene ANP32B, whose product is annotated as acidic nuclear phosphoprotein 32 family member B. Lineage: Eukaryota; Metazoa; Chordata; Mammalia; Artiodactyla; Balaenopteridae. The coding region runs from base 375 to 1160 and encodes 261 amino acids. Gene Ontology annotation, molecular function: histone binding. The record is from RefSeq and is a predicted model, not a curated record. Gene Ontology annotation, cellular component: nucleus. Gene Ontology annotation, biological process: regulation of apoptotic process. The transcript has 7 exons.